Molecule: messenger RNA, 2317 nt
Organism: Centropristis striata (black sea bass)
Lineage: Eukaryota; Metazoa; Chordata; Actinopteri; Perciformes; Serranidae
Gene: chst10
Product: carbohydrate sulfotransferase 10
Exons: 6
Coding region: 168-1256 (362 amino acids)
Biological process (GO): proteoglycan biosynthetic process; carbohydrate biosynthetic process
Cellular component (GO): membrane
Molecular function (GO): sulfotransferase activity
Source: RefSeq, a predicted model, not a curated record
AACGCUCUGAGCUAUUUGUUAGCAGUCGGAUGUUGUGAAGAAGAGACGCAGCAGGAGAAGCAAUGGCACCGUCCAACAUUUUCUCUAGAGUUUGUUCCGCUGUGGAGGAGCUCUGAGCCAACAAGAAGGCGGGCAGCGCCGCUGGUUGUUUCCAUGGCCGUGGGCUGAUGGGCAAAGCCAUGCGGCUCCACUGGCUGCUCCUUGGGGCUUGCGGCUGGGUGCUGCUCAUCCUGAUGUUUGUCAGCAAGAUUAUCAGCUUCCGAGCUGUAGACGACUAUGGGGGUCAGAGCUGGACAGUGCCAGGCACCAAGGUAGUGAAACCCAUUCCUGUUUCCAGCCCAGAGAAACCAGCUCCAAAGCCAUCUGAUAAGCCCUCAGAAGCACCCACAGCGACGGAUUGGCAGGCGGUGGUUGACAGGCGGGCCGAGCUGCUCUCAGCUGUGUGUAAGAACAGCAGCUUCACUAAUCUGACUCACGUCUCCAUCAGCAAGUUUGUCCUGGACCGCAUCUUUGUCUGUGACAAGCACAAGAUCUUGUUCUGCCAGACGCCCAAAGUGGGCAACACACAAUGGAAGAAGGUCCUCAUUGUGCUUAAUGGAGCGUUCCCCAACGUGGAGGAGAUCCCAGAGGAUAUCGUUCAUCACCAUGACAAGAACGGUCUGCCCCGUCUGUCGUCACUCACGCCGCAAGAAAUUACUCACAGAUUGAACACUUACUUUAAGUUCUUCAUCGUGAGAGACCCCUUUGAGCGCCUCAUCUCCGCAUUCAAGGACAAGUUUGUGAAGAACCCUCGCUUCGAGCCGUGGUACAAGCACGACAUCGCUCCCGCCAUCAUCCGUAAGUACCGCAAGAGCCACCGCGACAGCGAGCACGCCGCCUCCGGCCUGCACUUCGACGACUUUGUCCGUUACCUGGGUGACGUAGAAGGCCGCCAGCGCAUGGACCGGCAGUUCGGCGAGCACAUUAUCCACUGGGUGACUUACGCAGAGUUGUGCGCGCCGUGCGAAAUCCACUACAGCGUGGUGGGCCACCACGAGACGCUGGAGCAGGACGCCCCCCACAUCCUCAAAGCUGCAGGCAUCGACCAGCUGGUGUCCUACCCCGCCAUCCCUCCAGGCAUCACCCGCUACAACAGGACCAAGGUGGAGCAGUACUUCUCAGGCAUCAGCAAGCGAGACAUCAGGCGUCUCUACGCACGCUACCAGGGCGACUUCCACCUCUUCGGGUACCCGAGCCCAGACUUUCUACUCAACUAAAAACCAUUAACACUGACUAAAAGACAUGUUCUGAUAUAAAAUCCUCUCUUUGGUUUACAGAGACAGGUGUAUUGUAGCUGACCGCGUGCCGCAGAAUAACCUUCUUAUUAUAGGAAUAACUGCUGGGUUGCAAUGAAGGAAAAGUGCAAAUAUUAUUAUAUUUAAUGGUGUUUUAUGAAGAGAGACUGUAACUGAUAAGUGGGCUGUCACAUAGUCGCAUAAUAAUGAGAUUCCGCUGCAAUAAAAGCUGCAGGAUUUCUCAUUUUGUGUGCAAAAUAAGGUCACAUGCAGGUACAGAACACAUUUGCUAACUUAUAUUUAAUGUUUUAAUGUAAUGUGGAAGAGGUGUACUCUGUCCUGCGAGGGAUACAGGCCCGUUAGCCUGUAAUGUAGCUAUUAUACCGCACUGUAUGGGUCAGCUGCUCUCAAGGGAAGCUCUGCUACGACAAUGCUACGCGUUCUGACAUGUCGUGUCUUUUCUGUACUUCUCGCUGUCAUGCUAGUUCUAGGUGCAGAGAGUCCGUAUCAGGGAUGCUAACAUUUUUGAAACAGAAGAGUUAACGCUGAGAGUUUAGUAAGUACUGAUUGGACACAAUGUAUUCCAUUGAUGUUUAAAGGAUCUACAAAUCAGUGUUUACUUUUUAUAUUUUUUACCAUUAUUUUGUGCUUAAUUUAAGAUGUCUUGCAAGACAGCAACUUAAACCCUAAAUAUCACAAAACUCUAAAUCUAGCGGUCCUCCUCUGAUCCAGACUAGUUCUGGUUCUGCCUUGACUCAAACUGACACAAGAAAAUCUUUUGACUCCACUGAACCGACGAAGGAAAAUGGCGCCGGAUUUUAAAGGAUCAUUUUUCUAUCAGAAAUGUACUGUGUAAAUGUUCUUAACAUGACUUGCAGCUGAACAUUUGUAUUACAUGUUGCUAUUUAUAAUAUUAUUAACCUAACACCAAGAGUGUCUCAAUUGUAAGACAGUGCAACUGCUACUACCUGGUGACCUUUUGGACAGGCGUUACAAUAAUACAAGGACAACACUAGUUAGUAAUAAAGUUCCAUGUGAAAUAA